GAAACGUUUUUCCAGCUUUAGUUUCACAGACGAACCCUAGCAGGACGGACGUGUUUAAAGCGCGGUUAAACCAAAACAAAUAAAAUGAAAUUAUCUUUAAUUUUUGUUGGAAUAUUUUUUGUGGCUCUUGUCGGUUUCGCCCAAGCCAAUAAAUCGAUUGCACCAGAAGAUCUGAAGAAGCAUCAUGAACUGAAAGCCCAACAUAACACACAUGGUAGAGUACUUGCCAAGCGUGAACACAAGGGUGAUGCAGUGCCACAUAAUAAGAUCAGACAUAAGAAGGAGUCAACCUUAUUGCACUUACAACAUCACCACCAGGAUGAAUCAGAGCGGAAGCACAGGAACGUGAAUGGUGAGAAGCACACACGCAAGGCACGUCACAACAAAUCUAAGCAAAUUGUCGACAAAUUCAAUGGACAUGAAACCAGUCUCAAGCGAAAACAUAAGAAACAUUUUUAAAAACUUAAAAGGAAUUUAAUAAAACAAGUGAAUAUAUAAGAAUAAUAACAAUA
Teleopsis dalmanni is the source of this 512-nucleotide messenger RNA. RefSeq lists its product as uncharacterized. The transcript is spliced from 2 exons. NCBI's taxonomy places the organism in Eukaryota, Metazoa, Arthropoda, Insecta, Diptera, Diopsidae. The record is from RefSeq and is a predicted model, not a curated record. The coding region runs from base 85 to 459 and encodes 124 amino acids.